Molecule: messenger RNA, 5395 nt
Organism: Pezoporus flaviventris
Lineage: Eukaryota; Metazoa; Chordata; Aves; Psittaciformes; Psittacidae
Gene: MEGF11
Product: multiple EGF like domains 11
Exons: 26
Coding region: 998-4333 (1111 amino acids)
Cellular component (GO): membrane
Molecular function (GO): scavenger receptor activity; protein binding
Source: RefSeq, a predicted model, not a curated record
UUUCCCUGGCGCUUUCCUCUAUUAGCAUCCCCUCAGCCUUGCCUGCUAUCAGCUCUAGCCAGCUCCUCCAUCCAGGGGCUGCUUCAGGGAGCCCGAGAGCUGCGUGUGUUUUCCUAUGUCUAUACGCCCCUACUACUGCGUGCGUGUGUGCAGGUGCCUCGCUUUGCAACUUGAAAUGGGUCCAGAAGUUUGCAUGAUCUCCCGCUAAGUACAUCCGUGGAGUUGGGUAGCUCUCUGCUCGGUAGAUCCUCUUCUUUCAGGCGCAGGAGGCAGAACACUGGGUUUUUCCCACCUCCUACCCUCUGCUGCGCCGCAGAGUGUUUCUGCCUCAGCUAUAGUUUCCUUCCUCAUUCCCACAUGCACGGUUCAGGCGGCAACCUCGGGAUGCCGGGGUAUCUAUCUGAUUCUUUUUCCUUUUAGUCUAUUUAAGGUAUUUUAAUUGAAUCUGGCUUAGGAAAACAAACCCAAACCAAUACACAAACCCCAAGGCUUCAGGACUAGAUCCGUCUUCCCCCAAACAACAAAUGGUUAAACAAAUAACGAGCUGUCAAAUCAACCAUCACCAAACGAAUAUGCCAAAAAAACAGCGUCAGCGCUGCAGGAAACGGAAAAGUUUCUGCGCACAGAAGCUGGCCCCGGGGUACCGCGCGUAAAAGCAAGAUCCAGGCGCGGGGUGCGGAGCGCGGCUCCAGCCCAGCUGCUGCGGGAUUGGGGCUGCACCGGCGCACCCAGCCCUGCACCCCGGAGCGGCAGCCCUGGAGAUGCUGCUGUGGACUUGGCUCUGUGCUGAGAAACGAAUGGCUUCCGAGCCCCCACCCCCGUCUCCUCCCUCCCUCCUCCGCCCUCCCCCGGGUCCUGCGGGGAGGCGGGUUUAAGGGCCAAGCGAUGUCUGAGGAGCUUUUGUCUGCUAUCCUGUUAAUGUGCUCUGUGUCUUCAUGUGCUGAGAGUUUGUAAAGCCAGGAUCCAUUAGGAAUUUUUAGCACUUUGAGAUACAACAAUGGUGGUGCAUAUGCUGGUCAAGUGGAUUCUAAAAGGGCUUAUUCUGUCUUUUCUGCUCAAAUGUACUCUGUCCCUAAACCCAGAUGAUCCAAAUGUUUGUAGUCAUUGGGAAAGCUAUGCUGUGACAGUCCAGGAGUCUUAUGCUCAUCCUUUUGAUCAGAUCUAUUAUACAAGAUGUACUGACAUACUGAACUGGUUCAAGUGCACCAGACACAGAAUAAGUUAUAAAACAGCCUAUCGAAGAGGACUAAGAACUAUGUAUCGGCGAAGAUCGCAGUGUUGCCCUGGAUAUUACGAAAGUGGAGACUACUGUAUACCACUCUGCACAGAGGAGUGUGUGCAUGGAAGAUGUGUCUCUCCCGACACUUGUCACUGUGAACCAGGAUGGGGAGGUACUGAUUGCUCUAGUGGUUGUGACAGCGACCACUGGGGACCCCACUGCAGCAACCGUUGCCAGUGUCAGAAUGAGGCCCUGUGCAACCCCAUCACCGGGGCCUGUGUGUGUGCAGACGGGUACCGAGGCUGGCGCUGUGAGGAGCUCUGCGACCCUGGCACCUAUGGCAAAGGCUGCCAGCUGGAGUGCCAGUGCCACAACGGAGCCACCUGCGACCACAGGACCGGAGAAUGUCACUGUGCUCCCGGGUACACCGGGGUAUUCUGUGAAGAACGCUGUCCCCCAGGCAGCCACGGAGCUCAGUGUGAGUUGCGCUGCCCAUGCCAGAAUGGAGGAGUCUGCCACCACAUCACUGGAGAGUGCUCCUGUCCUCCUGGAUGGACGGGGCUGGUGUGUGCACAGCCAUGUCCUCCUGGAACAUUUGGAAUUAACUGCAGCCAGGACUGCCCAUGCCACAACGGAGGACACUGUGAUCCCGUGACAGGAAAAUGCAUCUGCACAGCUGGCUAUAUAGGAGACAGGUGUCAAGAAGAGUGUCCUAUUGGGACAUACGGCUUUCAGUGCACACAACGAUGUGACUGCCAAAAUGGUGCAAAGUGUUACCAUGUAAAUGGAGCAUGCAUAUGUGAUCCUGGAUUUAAAGGGAUUUAUUGCCAAGAAAGAAUGUGUCCAGAAGGGUUUUAUGGCCUGAAAUGCAACAAGAAAUGUCCAUGCAAUAUUACCAACACUCUCAGCUGCCAUCCAUUGUCUGGAGAAUGUAGCUGCAAAGCUGGCUGGGCUGGACUCUACUGCAAUGAAACCUGUCCCCUUGGGUACUACGGUGAAGGCUGCCAGCUGACCUGCCCCUGCCAGAACGGUGCAGACUGUGACAGCAUCACGGGGAAGUGUAUGUGUGCGCCGGGAUACAUGGGAGAUGACUGCACCAUUACCUGCAUGGCAGGAACCUAUGGAACCAACUGCUCAUCAGUUUGUAAUUGCAAAAAUGAUGGUGCGUGUUCCCCUGUGGAUGGUCUGUGCUAUUGCAAAGAAGGCUGGCAAGGAGUGGAUUGCUCUAUUCCAUGUUCAAGUGGAAGCUGGGGUCUUAACUGUAACCAGACAUGUUACUGCACAAACGGAGCAGCCUGCAGGCCAGCUGAUGGCUUUUGUCUCUGCUCACCCGGAUGGCAAGGGGAGUACUGUGACCAGCCAUGCCCUGAUGGAACAUAUGGUCUUAAUUGCAGUGAACGUUGUGACUGUAGCCAUGCAGAUGGGUGUGAUCCUGUCACCGGUUACUGCUGCUGUCUUGCAGGCUGGACAGGCAUCCACUGUGACAGUAUCUGCACCCAGGGCCGCUGGGGACCAAACUGCUCCAUCUCCUGUAAUUGUGAGAACGGGGGAUCCUGCUCCCCAGAGGAUGGCACUUGUGAGUGUGCACCAGGAUACAGAGGACCCUUGUGCCAGAGAAUUUGUCCCCCUGGCUUUUUUGGACACCACUGCAGCCAGCCCUGCCCUCAGUGUGUGCACAGCAGCGGGCCUUGUCACCACGUGUCAGGACACUGCGACUGCUUGCCUGGAUUCUUUGGUGCUCUCUGCAACCAAGUCUGUCCCAGUGGAAAAUAUGGGAAGAACUGUGCUGAGGUCUGUCAGUGCACCGAGAACGGGACCUGCAAUCCGAUUGAUGGAGCGUGUCAGUGUUUUCCGGGCUGGAUAGGGCCGGACUGUUCUCAGACUUGUCCCACUGGUUUUUGGGGCCCUGAUUGCUUUCAUUCAUGCAACUGCCACAACGGAGCAAUGUGCAGCCCAUACGAUGGAGAAUGUAGAUGCACUCAUGGUUGGACGGGGCUCUACUGCACUCAGCGUUGCCCAGCUGCUUUUUAUGGGAAAAACUGUGCCAACGUUUGUCAGUGUCAGAACGGAGCAGACUGUGACCACAUCACUGGGCAGUGCACGUGCAGGACGGGAUUUACAGGCAAACAAUGUGAGCAAAAGUGCUCACCGGGAACAUUUGGUUAUGGUUGCAAACAACUGUGUGAAUGCAUGAAUAAUGCUACGUGUGACCAUGUCACAGGUACUUGCUACUGCAGUCCAGGCUUCAAAGGAAUCCGAUGUGACCAAGCGGCUCUUAUGAUGGAAGAAUUAAACCCCUAUACUAAAAUUAGCCCUGCUCUUGGAUCAGAGAGGCACUCAGUGGGAGCAAUCAUUGGAAUUAUUAUUCUCCUUCUAAUUAUUAUGGUCUUGCUGGCACUGUUUGUGUGGUAUCGACGGAAACAGAAGGAGAAGGGCCAUGACAUGCCAAGUGUAUCUUACACCCCAGCCAUGAGGAUGACUAAUACAGAUUACUCACUUUCUGAUGUAUCUCAAGGUAGCGGCAGUGUACAUUGCUUUUCCAAUCCAAGCUACCACACUCUCUCAUGUGGUGUGACUUCACGCUUCUUUACCAGUAAUCUGGAUGGAAACAGCUCCAGUAAGCUCAGUAACAAAACCCUUGACAGAGAAACUGCAGACUGGAGACCCUACAGCUAUCUGAAUGAACUAGGUGCUUGUGGGAUGGAUAGACGUCAGAACACAUACAUAAUGGAAAAAAGCUUCAAAGAUUAUAUGAAAGAAUCUGUGUGCAGCUCCAGCACUUGUUCCCUGAACAGCAGCGAAAACCCAUACGCCACCAUCAAAGACCCCCCCAUUUUAACAUGCAAACACUCCGAGAGCAGCUACGUGGAAAUGAAAUCGCCUGGGCACAGGGAGUCCCCAUAUUCAGAAAUGCCAACUUCAUCGACCGCCAAUAAAAACAUCUAUGAAGUUGAGCCCACUGUCAGCGUGGUCCAAGACGCCCGUGGUCGGAGUGCCAGUUACCUCCAGAAUCCAUAUGACCUGCCUAGGAACAGUCACAUUCCUGGUCACUACGACCUCCUCCCCGUAAGGCACAGCCCAACACACGGGCCAUCUUGGGACAAGCAGUCUUAAAAGGAUGAACUUCACUGGUGCACUGUGCUGCAAUCACAAACUGAGGAAGCAAAAGAGAAGACAAUCCUUUUCUGGGCUGCAGGAUGCUGAUGGGACUUCAGACUGUCUUACACAAGGACCUAACGUAACACAACAUCAGCUUGGGCCAACUGCUGCUGCAUGAUGUUAUUUAUAAAGACAUUUUUAUAUGGGUAACAGGACCUACACAUGACUGGAGUCCAUCACCCCAGGAAGGUGUCUACGUGCUCCAGGCAAAAACUCUCCGUGGCGUGUAUUCUAACCCUGGCUUUGCUGUACAAUAAAACACACAACCAUGCUAAGUAGAAGGACUUAGAGAUGUACAUUUCUACCAACUACAUCAAGAACCCUUUUACUGUUAGGAACAAGGUGACUUGGAACACACUGGGAUAUAUUUUACUUCUUUGUCAUGGAAAUGGACGUUUUUCUGAAUGAAAGCAGGGAACCUUGUCAUUUCACUGUCUGGAAACCCCAUUUGCUGCCAUGACCAUGUGCAACCUGUGCAGAUCACUCUUGGUAACUAGCAUGGAGAUUUUUCUCUUUCUAUUCAGUACCAGGGUCCUUGAGCUGAGGAAUAUUAACACAGACACGGUCUGUGCAGGUUCUAAAAUGUAACAGUUUGGCAAAUGUCCACUGAUCUUUGCUAAUGACUUGAGUUUCAGCAAUGGGCCUCACACCCAGCUUACCACAGAUUUAACAAGGUAUAAAAUACUCCAAUUGGCACAAAUAGGCUUUAAUUUCCCUUAUACAACUUUGAUUUUUGUCAGAUAAAGCCACCAGAGCUGUCAGGCAGUGCAGACUGAUGCACCUUCAUUUCCUGCCCUGGGACGCUGCAGGUUUGCACAGACUAACCCUGGUUUGGUUUCCUUUCCUAAAGGGAAGCCAUAUCCCCUCCUCCAGCCCAUCGUUACCAAUCAUCUCACCAUGAUUCCCUUACAGCAUGCCAUUUAUGACCCUCUUUAAUUUGAUGUGCAUUACCAUGUAGUGCAUCUUUAUCUGCUGAUGAUUCUACCUGAAAUGUCAUUAAAUUGAGCUGAAACUGGG